UCAUGUUUCAGUGCCAGUAGGGCAGUAAGAUGUAGCAGUGUAGUUGAUAGCGCCUCUAGUGCUCCAGCGCAGCAAACCGCGUUCUGUAUGACUGACGCGGUCAAUGGUCACAGAAAAUACCCGGAAAGUGAUUCUGGAGGACAGUAGGAUUGUUUGGACUUUGGCUCUGGAUCUGUGGAUGUUUUCGGACCGAUAAACCCGAGACUCCUGCGCCGUACCCGCAGCAUUGGUCUAGGUAAGCCUGAUGGAGGUGGGGACUCCACGCCUGCUGUACACCAGGGAACUUGGUCCAUGCCUGGUUCACAGCAAACAACCAUAAGGGGUGGGAACCUUAACUACCCUUAAGUUCCUUUUUCCCCAUCCCUACCCCUUAUUUGCCCCUGUGGUGAUAUUGUCCUCCCCUGUGUGCGGCCUACAACAUGAUUGGCAAGCUUAAACAAAACUUGCUGGUAGCUUGCUUAGUUAUCAGCUCAGUCACUGUCUUCUACCUGGGCCGCCAUGCCAUGGAGUGCCACCAUCGCAUUGAGGAACGCAACUCGCCAGCUGGAGUCCUGCCUCUGUCAGCACUGGGAGGCAGCAUGCGGACCACCUUACGAACAGGCCAGAAUCUCAGCACACCUUUUCUUUACAGCAAAGACAUGCCACUCAUCUUCAUUGGUGGUGUGCCACGCAGUGGAACCACAUUAAUGCGAGCAAUGCUGGAUGCUCACCCCGAGGUACGCUGUGGUGAAGAAACCCGUGUCAUCCCACGUAUCCUAGCCAUGAAACAAAUGUGGAGCCGCUCAGGUCGGGAGAAAAUGCGCCUUGAUGAGGCUGGUGUAACAGAUGAGGUGUUGGAUGCCGCUAUGCAGGCCUUCCUGCUGGAAAUCAUUGUCAAACAUGGUGAGCCUGCCAACUUCCUGUGUAACAAGGACCCUUUUGCUCUGAAAUCACUUUUGUACUUGGCAAAGAUCUUUCCCCAUGCCAAGUUUAUACUCAUGAUUCGUGAUGGGCGUGCUUCAGUCCACUCCAUGAUCUCACGGAAAGUAACCAUUGCUGGCUUUGACCUUGGUAGCUACCGGGACUGCCUGACCAAGUGGAAUCGGGCUAUAGAAACCAUGUACACUCAGUGCCUGGAUGCAGCUGAUAAGUGCCUACCUGUGCACUAUGAACAGUUGGUCCUUCAUCCUGAGAAAUGGAUGAGGACGCUGUUGAAAUUCCUUGAUAUUCCUUGGAAUGAUGCUGUCCUCCACCAUGAGGAGCUCAUUGGAAAAGCAGGAGGAGUGUCCCUCUCCAAGGUGGAGAGGUCCACAGACCAGGUCAUCAAACCCAUUAAUGUGGAGGCCUUGUCCAAGUGGGUGGGAAAGAUCCCAGCAGAUGUGGUGAGGGACAUGGCCGUCAUCGCACCCAUGCUAUCCAGGCUGGGCUACGACCCCCACGCCAACCCUCCCAACUAUGGCCGACCUGACCCCAAAGUCCUGGACAACACCAGGAGGGUCUUUAAGGGUGAAUUUCAGCUACCAGAUUUCCUAAAAGAACAGCCACAGAUCCAGAAGUCUGUAGAGAGACCCAAGCCCAGUUAGGAGCAGCAGAGGUGCCAUCACUACAGCGCGCAGUCUAGGACUUGGUGCAGUGGAACCAAGAAUCAUGGACAUCUUAGCCAUCUCACCGCACUUCAAAGGUGCAACAGCUGGCAACAGCUGGACAGUCUCCUCACCAGAGUGUGGCCUGCUACCACCCCUCGACUGUGGACUCUUGGCCUUCAAUGUUGUAUUGUACAAAGUAUAAUACUGGUUCUCACAACCAGAGAAUGUCUGCUGAUUGUUAUUUUGGUGUUACAUCAUGCUCAUUGAUUUUUAGAAAUUAUUUCUGGCUAUUUAGAAAACAAACUCUAUGAUUCUGUUGUAAGAAACUGCAGUGAACUAAAAUCACAAAUAUUUAUGGAAAAUUAGCUUUUGGAAGAUGCAAUACCUAUUUUAAUGUUUUUUCAUGCCUUUGUAUUGUGCAAUGUCAUGGGUACUGAUCAGUUUGAAGUAUCAACCGUGAUAAACAGUGCUUUUGUUAAAAAACAAAACAAAAACUUUUCUCUCUUUUUGAAAUGUGGCAACAUUUAGCCAAAUGUAACCAAGGAUAUAAAGGAUGGAAAUGGAGUAAAACAACUGAACAUUGAAACUGAGGAAAAAGUAUUAAGGUGAAAAUUUUUCACUAAGCACAAGGGUCUGAUAAUUAAAGUGCAAGUCCAGAACACUUCAUAAUCUUUGACAGCAAGAGUUUGCGUUUGUGAAUGGCACUCUUCUUUGCUUGAACAAGGAUGGACUGCCGACUUGGCAAAGGAGACACCUGCCCCAGUGUCUCGUAUUGCGAGACCUCGCUCGUAUAUCGAAUCAAAAUUUUUUGCUCGUCUUGCAAAACACUCGCAAACCGGGUUACUCGCAAUCCAAGGGUCCACUGUACUGUACUGUAUUUGUACAAGUGCUGAAUCGACAGACAUUCAAUACUGUAUUGCUUGCAGUACAUACAGUAUACAGUACCUAAACAGUAUCUGAGGAUGCUUUUUCCUCUUGUGCUAUAGACAGAUUAGACACUUGAUCCAUAAGAGAAGGUGACCUGACAGGAGAGCAGUCUGAUCCAAACAGAUUGGGUGUGUAUGGGGGCAGUAUGAAUUCUUAAAUUUUGUUGGUUUAAUUUACCAUUACACUUUGAGCAAUCUGAUUAUGAACAGAUGAGUAUCUGAGGAUGCUUUUUCCUCUUGUGCUAUAGGCAGAUUAGACACUUGAUCCAUAAGAGAAGGUGACCUGACAGGAGAGCAGUCUGAUCCAAACAGAUUGGGUGUGUAUGGGGGCAGUAUGAAUUCUUGUUGGUUUAAUUUACCAUUACACUUUGAGCAAUCUGAUUAUGAACAGAUGAUUUUGUGGAUCUGGUCCUUACUAAUUGAAUUUGAGCAAUUUGAAUGAAAAAUUUGGUUUUUCAAAUUGCACCACUUGAAAUGACCUGGCCAUUCUUGAGGGAAAAUCAAACCACAUAAAUUCAGAGAGGCUAAAGCUAAAUAUUUCAGUACUGUGUAUCCAGUGGUAUUUACAUAUGAAUGAAAGUAUUACAGCUAAAAGUCUGGGUUUGUGCAGGAAUUGCAUAAUUGGUGUUCUGUUCAGUUGAGGACACUUGUUUGACCUUUUACCACAUUAUGGAGUUGAUACAAGAAACACAAACAGUUGCCUAUUUAAAUAUUAGGUAGACAUUAUCAUUAAUUUGGAGUUGAAUAUAAGUCUAAUAUUCCCUCAGCUCUGUUUGGUCUCUGCCAGCCUUUAGCUGCUCCAUUCUACACUAUAAUCACCAGUGAGUCUUUAAAUGCCUGCUGUUUGCUGCUGAGCAGAUAAGGUACAGUGGCUUUUAGGAUUUUUUGUUAAAAAGAUUUGCACCUGAAAUCAAAUUGAUGAGAGUGGUUGGAAUAAAUUAAAAUACACCUGUGGGCUGCAAAACAGAGAACUGAAAGAUGCUAAAAGCCUGGUAGAGCUGAAUAAACCAGCAGUUAGGUAAUUUACUACAAACAACUCCUUUCACAUACUAACUCCAUCCAUCACCAUCUGUUCAUGUCCUUUAGAAGAAUGAAUAGAGAAGCAAUACAUAAGAGUAAAAGUCAUGAUACGCCUUUGUCUUUGUAGCAGCGACAGCUCAAAGGAAAGAGAGCAGGACAAUAAUGAACAACCUCUUGUUUAUUAAUAAUACAUUACAUUCAAGACAAUUGAUACAUCUAUAUUCAGCAAUGCCACCAUUGGCUGUCUAAAUAGAAAUUUUAAAUCUUAAAGUCAGUGCACAACAUUGAGAAAGACCACUUAACAGUCAACGUGUAACAGUUUGCACACAUUCUGCAUUUCUGCACAGUUUACAGUGCUGUAAACUAGUGCUGCUAAAACCAACCUAAAAAAUAGAUCUCAAAAUAAGUUAUAUAUAUAUAUAUAUAUGUUCUGACAGUCUUUGUAGAAAUAUUGGGCUUCUGGUUCAUAAUUACCGCAAUAUAGACUUUGAUGGGUUUUUUCAAAUGACAUAAAAUGCACAGUAGUUAAAGAAUCCACCAUUUUCAAAAAUAUACACACAUAGUAAACAGUCUUCGAGAUGCAGUAUGAAAUUGCAAAUGUCAUGCCACAGAGGGGCCUGUUUCAAGGCUUUGGUACACAAUGUCCUGAUUGGAAGAAAAAGCUCUGCUAUGGACCCUUGCUUCCCCUGCCAACUCUUCUCUGUCACUGUGGUGGAGGGGGAGAGCAACGUAUAUCCACACCACCUCCUGUCCAGGGAUCAAACUACCGAAUCAGAGAGCCAAAUGACUACAGUACACGUCAGGAUAGGGGAAGACUCUUGGCAUGUGAAUCACAGGUGUAGGUCUGUGCAGGAUUACCAUUCAUAUGCAGCCAUGUUAAACAUUUCAAGGAGGAUGGUGGAGAUAAAGAGUCACAGUGACAGGGGGUUGAAUGUAUCAAAAUGUCUGUGAUUCCCUUCUCAUACAAACAUGAAUGUGCUGUUACUGUGAAGCCAACCCAAUACUGAUCCACUGAACAC
This is a messenger RNA of Monopterus albus (swamp eel), 4530 nucleotides long. It is a transcript of the gene tpst1, whose product is annotated as tyrosylprotein sulfotransferase 1. NCBI's taxonomy places the organism in Eukaryota, Metazoa, Chordata, Actinopteri, Synbranchiformes, Synbranchidae. The transcript has 6 exons. Gene Ontology annotation, molecular function: protein-tyrosine sulfotransferase activity. The record is from RefSeq and is a predicted model, not a curated record. Gene Ontology annotation, biological process: peptidyl-tyrosine sulfation. Gene Ontology annotation, cellular component: Golgi apparatus. Bases 420 to 1562 code for a protein of 380 amino acids.